AUUCACUGUAAUGUUUAAUUAUACUAAAAUAUCGUUAAAUUCUUAAUGUAACAAUUUCUGCCUGUAAUUACGAUAUAAUUUGUUCGUUUAUAUCUAGUUUCAUUUACUCAAAUAUAUUUUUAUUGUGCAUUUAAUUCGUAAUAUCAGGGAAAAAAGAAAUGUUACAAGUUAUUUUAUUAUGUAUAAUUCUGAUGAGAGUAGUAGCAGUAAAAUACAGUGCUGGUAGCGCCAGUUGUUCAGAACUAUGAUAAACAAUCUCGGAAGAAGCAUAACAUCUUGUGUGAUUUCGUAGGAUAAUAAUUUUCGCCUAAAGUUAUUGACGCGCGAAUCAAAUUGCAGGGUGUCGACAAGUGCCAUACGAACAAGAAUAAAUUAAUAAAUAAUUGAAAUGGGUAGCACGGAUAAAGCUGUGAUCACGGGUUUUAUAUGCAGACUUUGCAGUAAGAUGAAUCGUUUCGUGAUCCAUAUAUACGGUGAAGAGGGUGAGAGAAUGAAACUUGCUGAAAAAAUAAAUGCUUAUCUUCCAAUUACGGUAAACAUGAAUGAUCCAUUACCUAAAACCGCAUGUCUACAUUGUAUUGAGCGGCUAGAAGCUCAUCAUGAAUUAAUGGAACAAUUUUUAUUAGCUAAACGAAGGUUAACUACACAGAAUAAAUCAUCAACAGUUGCAUCAACUUCUACACAAACUAUUGAUACUGCACCAACAUCUAGUCCACCUCCAUGUUGACAUAUAGAAUUAAAAGCAGAUUUUAUCGCUCAAUAUUAUUGAACAUUUUCUAUAUCUUAUUGGUAUUGUUAUUUUAGUAAUUUAUUACUAGAGAAACAAAAUUUUUUUUUUAAACGUUUUUUGUUAAACAAAAACGUAUAUACAUAAUUAAUUGAUUCAACAAUUUAUUAAAUUAUCUUUGAAAAUUUUCUUCUUAAAAUAUCUUAUAGAUGUUUUCGAUGUACAAACUUUAUUUUGUAUAAACUCAUUUUUUACAUCAGUUAUUAUAGAUAUUUUUUAUUGAUAUUAUAAUAUAAAAUAUAUAAAUAAUUAUAAUUUGUUUGUAUUUCAUAUCUUCAAAAAAACUGGAACAUUUUUUCUUGACUGCUGAUGAUCAAUAAUGAAGUCAAAAAUAUGUUUAUAUUAGUGAUAUUUCUGAUAAAUAUUUUUAGGCAUAUUUAACAAUGUUCAGAUUAUUGAAUUAAUUAAUAUUUUAUUUUAUGUAUUCUGUACAGUUUUUAUUAACAGAAAUUUUUAAACAUCUUUUAAUAAUCUAAGAUAAUAUUGCUUUUUUAACAGAUCUAUACUGUUGGUGUACAAAGAUAAAUAGAUAAAUAUAUCAAAGUAAUUUCUUAGAAUAUUAAAUGAUGUCUGAAUAUUACACAAUUGAAUGUAAAAAUAAGAAAUUUAGUUGAUAAAGUUUUUACUAGCAUUAUGUAUUAGAUACGCAAAACUGUCAAUAUUAAUGUACAUUAAAUUGAUCAUAUUUUCUUUGUUAUUAAAUAUGUCAACUUAUAUAUUUACAUAUAUAUACAUAUAUAUAUAUAUAUGUUAUAUAUAUGUGUGUAUAUAGUACAAAAUAUAACAAGAAUAUUUGCAUAAUUAUAUUAUAUUAACAUAUAUUAUUCCACAGAGUUUAAUCAAAUUUAAAUGUUUACCUCUAAGUUGCAAUAUAAUAAAUAAUUUAUAAAAAUUUUUAAAUAUAUAUAAUUUUAAUUAAUUACAGUACUUUGUAUUUUUAAAAACCAAAAGUCUUUAUUAGAAUGAUAUAAGGACAAAUGAUAUUACUAUAAUUUAUUAAGAUAAGAUUUAUUUCUUAACAAUAUCCGCUAACACAAAUGUUAUGUGGAACAAUAUUAUUGGUUGGCGACACAAUCCACAUUGUGCUUAUUAUAUUUAUUAUUUCACAUGUAGUUCAUGAUUUACAAAGAGAAAAUUUGUUUUCAGAAGACAAGGAUGCGUUCGUCACUCAAAUAUUAUUGUAAAACCAUAAACUUUGUUUUACUUUAUUUCACUUUUUUAUUUAAUGUCAUCAUUAUUGCAUAAGAAAAGACAAUAUAAAUUUGUUAUAUCUGUGAUAAAUAUAUAUAUAAUAGUCUAUCUAUAUAUGUAGCCAAUAUUUUCAAAUUAAUGACUGAUAAUCUGUAUAAUAGCAUUUUCUUAUAAAUAUUAUUGCCUAAAUGUAAGUGCAAAUAAUAAAAAUAAUGGUAAAUCAUGAUAAAAUAACAAAUGCAUGUAUUUAAGAUUUGUCUAGGACAAUAUGAAAUUCAUUCAUUAUUUUAUUUAUUCUAUAAAUAAAAGGAGAUCUAUUAAGUAAUAUUAUAUUCUAUAUAUAUCUAUAUAUAUAUAAUAUAUUUGCAAAAAAAAAAGUAUAAUAUGCCUAAAAAAACUUGAAAGAACUGUCCAUAACAAAAAAAAAAUAACAAUAUUAUUAAUAUUAACAUUUUAAUAUUACUGUUUACAAUUCUGCUAUCAAUUAUUUUGUAGUUUAUUAAACUGAAUUUUACAAUAUGUGUGUAUAUACACAUAUGUGUAUAUGUGUAUAUAUUUCUAUAUGUAUAUUUUACAAUGCUUUUAUAUUUAAAUACCUUAAACUAUUUUCAUUGUUAAUUCUAGUAGAAAUUACAUCCAAAAUGAAAUGUUUUUAUAUAGUUCUACUAGAAUAAUAGAGGACAACAUAUAAAUAAAACGUUCUUUGUUUUAACGCAAUUUGAUAAAAUGUAAAUAUUUUUGUAGGUAUUAA
Molecule: messenger RNA, 2729 nt
Organism: Heterotrigona itama
Lineage: Eukaryota; Metazoa; Arthropoda; Insecta; Hymenoptera; Apidae
Source: the annotation of a GenBank genome assembly